Molecule: messenger RNA, 270 nt
Organism: Geosmithia morbida
Lineage: Eukaryota; Fungi; Ascomycota; Sordariomycetes; Hypocreales; Bionectriaceae
Product: Protein of unknown function (DUF2462)
Exons: 1
Coding region: 1-270 (89 amino acids)
Source: RefSeq, a predicted model, not a curated record
AUGGUCCAAGGAGCUCUCAAAAAGUCAAAGCCGGCGGCGGCCAAGGUGACACACUCCAAGAGGCAAGCCUCGAAAGUUCACAAGAGCACCAGCAACAAGAAGAGCAGCGCCGCCAUCGAAAAGACGCAUCGCAAAUUCCUGUCUGGCAUGGCGGCCAAGACCGAGGCUCUCCUCGGCGAGAGGGCCGGUCACCUCGAGCUGAUCGGCAAGGGGAAGAAGGGCAAGGACAAGAGGGCUACUGUCAAGGGUGGAUCGAAGAAGUUUGGUUGA